Messenger RNA from Ochotona princeps (American pika), 4888 nucleotides. It is a transcript of the gene VWA3B, whose product is annotated as von Willebrand factor A domain containing 3B. NCBI's taxonomy places the organism in Eukaryota, Metazoa, Chordata, Mammalia, Lagomorpha, Ochotonidae. The coding region runs from base 247 to 4023 and encodes 1258 amino acids. The transcript has 27 exons. The record is from RefSeq and is a predicted model, not a curated record.
ACCCGACGACCGCGGUAACUGAGAAACCGUGCUUCUGGAAUCCUUGGCUCCAAGCUAUGGCCGGUCAGAAACCCGGUGGGAUGCCCACUCGGCCGCCUCUCUCUAGGCAAACCGGCUCCGGAAGAUGGGACGUUUGCUGAAUGGGAGCCGCCUGGUCCCCCAUCUGACAGGUUGCCUAUUUUCAGGAAGUCUGAGUUUGACCAUUGUCCUUGCAGGAAGCGCUGUAACUUAGAUUCUGAAGCGGAGAUGGAGAAAUCAGGUUUGUCUUCUUCCAUCUCUGAGUGGCAGUCACAGAAACAGGGAGGACUGAGCCACACCAAAACAGCCUUGGCUGAGCAAAGUCUUAUUUCAUCAGAGAAAUGGCUUCAACUGCAUGGCCUUAAAAGCAACAAAUUGACUCUGAAGCAGAUUUUGUCACAGAUUGGAUUUCCACACUGUGAAGAGUAUGUGACUUCUCUGGGAAGACUUGUGGCUUCUCGAUACGCUGAUGGCCUGUUCCCGCAGUUCUACACAGCAGAAGAUGGCAGAGUCUACAACCUGACUGCUAAAUCAGACCUGAUCUGUCAGUUGGUGGACUGUUUAACACAAGCUGUGGAGUGCUACAAGCAGCGGAUGGAGUGGCUCACCAGUAGAAGCCGGCAGAUUUUUGGUGUCAUCUUAGAACAGUGCAUCACCCUAGUGCUGGACUGUAGAGAUCUUCUGGAGGGGGAGCUCAGUCUGUGUCAAGAAGCUCUAACAAUGGUCCUGCAGGAGCAGGUGGCUUGCAUAACCAAGUUCAAUAUCAUAGGGGUAUCUCAAGAGCCUCUGAAAUGGCAGGAAGCUGCUACUCCUGUGACGGAAGAAUCCAUAGCGGCUGCCAUCAGCUGGGUUAAGAAACUGACUUUUGAGCAGACUGUGAGUGAAGUUAGCUGCCUGGAGGCUCUGCUGGAAGCUGGGAAAGACAAAACCAUUGAAUCCAUUUACUACUUCGUGGUGGGGGAUGUUCCUGAGAAAUCCAAGGAGCUUCUUCUGCAGAGAGCUUUGGAGAUUUCGUAUCCAGUCUACACAGUGUCCUUCAAUGCCAGAGGAGAAAGCACUAUGGCUUUCCUAAAGGAUCUGAGUGCCAAGACACACAGCAGGUUCCAUGCAUUUGCCGAGCGUUCAGAGUGUACAGACUUCCCUACGCUUCCCCCACAGAAUGGUGACAGUGAGGUCACUUGGAAUUCGAGAAAACUGAAAGGAAAACUCCCUCCAGGAGCCGGAGUUAGAGAGGACGUGUUUCUCAUCUGGAGGGAAUUGGAAGAGGCCUGCAGCACAUUGGCCCAGAUCCAGAGGCUGGUGGCCGAGCCUCCUAAGUCCUGCAUGACCACACCAGAGUGCGAGUCGCGAGCAGCAUCUGUUGGGAAUGAAUCAAAUCCAGAGGACAACUGGGACUCCAAGAAGUGGCUGCAGAAAUACGGCCUGAAAUCCCAGAAGUUAUCACUUUAUGACGUACUUGCCGACUGCUCCUUUCGUCAUGCAGAUGGAGUUGUUGACAUAAAAGCCAAACCGGAAAAUGAAUCCGUGCAGACCAGUGCGGAAACUAAGAAGAAGACAGUUCAUGCAAAAUAUUGCAAUAGGUUUGUUCAUGCUCCUUGGAAGGAUGGAAGCUUGGUCCAUGUCAACAUUACGAAGGAGAAGUUCAAGUGGUACAGUGAGAGGAUUCACACAGUUCUGGCUAACAUCCAGAGGAGGAUUACAUGGCUGCAGAACGGAAGUCAACGCCUCUUUGGAAAAGCACAUCAUGAGUGCGUCUAUGUCCUCAUUGACACAUCACACUCAAUGAAGAGCAAAUUGGACUUGGUGAAGGACAAGAUCAUUCAGUUCAUACGGGAACAACUGAAACACAAAAAUAAAUUCAAUUUUGUGAAGUUUGAUGGUCAAGCAGUUGCUUGGCAGAAAAAGCUUGCUGAAAUCAAUGAAGAAAAUUUGGAGGAGGCUCAGUCCUGGAUUAGAAAUAUUAAGGUUGGAAGUACCACAAACACCCUGAAUGCCCUACAGAUUGCUUUUGCUGAUAAAGAAACACAGGCCAUCUACCUUCUAACAGAUGGGAGGCCUGAUCAGCCACCUGAAAUGGUUCUGGAUCAAGUCAGAAUUUUUCAGAAAAUCCCCAUUUAUGCCAUCUCUUUCAACUACAAUGAUGAGAUAGCAAACAUGUUUUUGAAAGAACUUGCUGCUUUGACUGGAGGAGAAUUCCGUUCUUAUAAUUUUGGUGCCAAGGACCCGCUUCCUGCUGAAUCUAUUCAGAAUGAAGAUGUGACUCUUUUAGUUCAGGAAAUGGAUCAGGGAUACAGCGACCUGGAGAAAGUGCAAACCCUUUAUUCUGAGUCUCUGAUCUUGGACUGGUGGUACAACGGGGAAAAGGAAGGAAAAAAGCACCAAAAGGAAAUUUCGUCCAUAAUUUCAACCCAAGAAAAAUGUGCAAAACCUCAAUCUGAUGUCAGAACAACACAAACCACUUCCUUAAAUACGUUGAAAGUACCAUGGGACCUCUCAAAUCAGAAGAUUCAGAAAAAGAAAGUUCUCCAUGCAGAAUCAACCAAAACCAGCCUGCUCAGAAGCCAGAUGUCCACCCUCAGGAGCUCAACUGGCAGCAAAAGGAAGGACAACCCCUCUCUCUCCAGCAGGUGCAACCCUGCUGCAAGUGACAAAGACAAGCCAGAGGAAACAAGUACCCUGCAGACAAAUAAGUGUCCGAAUGACAAAUCAUCAGGAAGAUUGAUUCAAGAAGGAAGCCGAGUCUGUGAUGACGACUCUGUAGAUAUGUCUUCAGAAGACUGGCUCCAGGUCCACGGCCUGGUCGCCAAGAAGCUCACAAUCAUGGAUGCCCUGUCUCCGACCACAGUUCCACACAGCCCCACCUAUGUCCCCGUUCUGGACAAGCAUGUUGUUUCCAAGGUCUUUGAUGAGGUGUUCCCUCUGGCACACGUGUGCAAUGACACAAAUAAGAUGACAUUCAUUAACCCCCAAGGAGUCAAGUUCAAUCUCUACAAGCAAAAAGUGGAACGGGCAAUUAAGUCCUACGAAAAGCGCUUGAAUAAAAUUGUAUGGAGAGCGUUAUCUGAAGAGGAAAAAGAGAGGUUAGAUGCAGACAGACCAAUACGGUACUUGGAAAACAAGGCAGCUUUAAACCAAGCGCUGGAACGGCUGAAUUGGCCCCUUUCAUUGAAAGAGCUAUCGAUGCUAGAAAAUGAAAUCCUCGCUGGGAAAAUGUACAUCCAGCAGGCCAUGGAAUUCCAGGAGGCCGCCAAGAAGAAUUAUGUGAACAAGACACUGAUAGAGCAACAGAAAUCACAAGGAAAUUCAACAAAGAAAGUCAAGUCAAAAAAAGUGGAUCCUCUCAAAGGGCAGAAGGUUAUUGCAAGAUGUGAUGAAAACGGCUUUUAUUUUCCAGGGGUUGUGAAGAAGUGUUUGAACUCGACCCAUGCACUGGUGGGCUUCAGGUAUGGAGACACCAAGGUUGUGCCCACCUCAUUCAUCACACCUGUCGGGGGAGCCAUGCCUUGCCCUCUGCUCCAGGUUGGAGAUUAUGUGUUUGCCAAGAUAGUAAUACCUAAAGGAUUUGACUUCUACGUCCCUGCCAUCGUCAUAGCGCUUCCGAAUCCAGAUGUGACCUCAGAAAAGUUCUACACAGUCUUAAAGUGUAACAACCGGAGAGAAUUUUGCCCUCGGAGUGCACUUAUUAAGAUCAGCCAAAACAAGUAUGCUCUCUCUUGCUCUAAUAUAAAGUCGCCCCCAAUUCAGGAGGAUCCGAAUGUGGAGGAUUUGGAGGCCAGCAACUCUACUUUCCCAAUCUGGCCACUGACAGAAGUGGACACUGGGUCUUUCAAAGAACCAAAACAGGAGAACCCUAAAAAGAAGAAGAAGAAACCUGCUAAGAGGCCGCCUCUCCAGGAGAUGGUAUCCUCAGACUCGGACGACUGUUCCCAUGGCACCAGGUCCCAAGAAUCCCCCCUGCAAAAUGUGGCCCAGGCCCAGGGUAGGGGGAGGGAUGGUACUCUGUAAUCUCUAGAAUCCCCUGAGAUCUCUUUCAAGAAUGAUAAGUGUAAGAUCACUCCCCAGUCUCCAGGCCAGGGUAGGGUCCAGCACUGAAAGAAUACCAAUCCCCCUUGAAUGACACUGCAACCCACCUCCCCAGAGAAAGCCCUGGGCCAGAGGUGUAGGGGUCAGCCGGCAGGGCCAUCGCUGCCUCACCACCACCUCCACUGCCUCAAGCAGCCCCACCCCUUCCUCCUCAAGCCAUCCACAACAACAAAAGGCUAAGGGCCAUCGCUGGGAAACCAGAAAGCAGACCAAAGGCAACUUUGUUUAAGAGAGCCACAGUCCCUGCAGGGCUGCCCAGACCUCACCAGGUGACACUAGGCCCUCAGCUGAGGUAAGGCCGCCCUUUCCCUAACCUGUGUCCACCUGCUCUCAGGCUCCCCACUCAUCCAUGUUCGAGCCCUCCCACCUGUUUGAGUAUAUUGCUUUUAGCUUUUCCCAAGCUUUCUAUCCUCUUUUGGACCCUGUCCUCACAGAACUGUACUCAGACUUCUGGUAAACUCCCCACAUCCAGAAGUUUUCACCCAGCCGGUUACCGGCAUAGGAAUUUAAAUUGUUCUUGGAAGUCAGCAAGCCCACAGUCUUGUUUCACAUUGGUUAGCACAUGUGAAGUUGGUAUAUAGUCACCCGUUUCGAGGACCAGAAUUCAGACCCAGUAACUUACCUGAGAGCUGCAAGAUUGAACAGUCCCCUGUUUGCUUUUUUCUGGCUUUUUUUUUUUUAAUUACGCCCUCUCUAAUUAUCUUGUCUUCUGUAGUCUGUUGUAGGUAUCUCUAAUUGAGCGUGGACCCAGAAUAAAAACUCUUAAGUUGGAAACCUUUCAAAACUU